AGCAAAUCUCAAGUAUCAUCAUGAAGUCUAUGAUCGCCGUCCUCCUCCUCGCCCUCGUUGCCACCUCCAUGGCAGGAUAUCUGGGACUCGGAUACGGAGGUCUCUAUGGUGCCUAUGGUGCCUAUGGUGGCUUUGGAGCCGGAGUACCAGUAGGACGUGCUGUAGCCUACAGCAGCAGCAUCCGUCACCCAGGUUUUGGUCUCGGUCUCGGUGGAUACGGCUAUGGUUUGGGUCUCGGAGCUUAUGGCUAUGGAGGAUAUGGUCUUGGAGCCGCCUAUGGUCUUGGAGCCUACGGACACGGACUCGGCUAUGGUCUCGGUCUCGGAAAAUUCCACUAAAUAAUUAAGGAAUAAGAAUGAUACGAACAAAUGAUCUCUUAAAGAAACAAUUUUGGCGUUUGUAAAUAACUAAGUCUUGUACAGACGAAGAUUGGAUGAGAUUUAAAAAGAAAAACA
Centruroides sculpturatus (bark scorpion) is the source of this 455-nucleotide messenger RNA. Its product is annotated as glycine-rich protein-like. The transcript is spliced from 3 exons. The coding region runs from base 21 to 338 and encodes 105 amino acids. Lineage: Eukaryota; Metazoa; Arthropoda; Arachnida; Scorpiones; Buthidae. The record is from RefSeq and is a predicted model, not a curated record.